AUGAUGCUCCAGACUUCCAGAAUCGCACUACGCGUCGCACAGGCUAAGGCUGGCACCUCGGCCACCAUGAGCCGAUCGGCUUCGAGGGCUUUCUCGACAUCGUUGGUCCAGAACAAGGACGUCCAGAACAUCACAGUCUUCGGAGCUGGUCUCAUGGGCGCUGGUAUCGCGCAGGUGCUUGCUCACAAGGGCAAGUUCAACGUGACCCUAUCGGACGUCACAGACAAGGCCCUCGCCAACGGUCAGAACAUCAUCUCCAAGUCGCUCGGUCGAAUCGCCAAGAAGGUGAUGGCUGAAGCCAGUGCCGAGGAGCAGGCUCAGUUCGUCAAAGGCAUUGUCGACUCGAUCAAGGUCACCACUGACCCUGAGGCCGCCGUCAAAGAUACUGAUCUGGUCAUCGAGGCCAUUAUCGAGAACGUUGGCAUCAAGAAGGACCUCUUCGGUUUUCUCGAUGGCAAGGCUCCCAAGGAUGCCCUCUUCGCCUCCAACACCAGUUCGCUUUCUAUCACUGACGUCGCCGGUGCUGUCUCUGCUCAGCGACAAGAGCUUUUCGGCGGCUUCCACGCAUUCAACCCCGUGCCUCAGAUGAAGCUUGUUGAGGUCAUUCGAACCACCAAGACCAGCAACGACACGUUUGACUCUUUGACUGAAGUUGCCAAGCGCAUGGGCAAGGCUCCCGUCUCCUGCAUUGACUCGCCUGGAUUCAUCGUCAACCGUCUCCUCGUACCCUACAUGCUCGAGGCCAUCCGUUUGGUCGAGCGAGGCGAGGCGACCGCCAAGGACGUCGACACUGCUAUGAAGCUUGGUGCCGGAUACCCAAUGGGACCUUUCGAGCUUGCUGAUUUGGUUGGUCUCGACACACUCUCGCACAUUGCCAAGGGCUGGAGGGAGACGCGCGUCAAGACUGGCGAGAUCUCUGCUGAAGCAGUACAGGAAUCCAAGUUGCUCGAAGAGCUGGUCAAGCAGGGCAAGCUCGGAAAGAAGAGCGGUGAGAAGGGUGGCUUCUAUGAGUACCCUGCCCCCGCCAAGAAGUGA
Molecule: messenger RNA, 1035 nt
Organism: Ustilago hordei
Lineage: Eukaryota; Fungi; Basidiomycota; Ustilaginomycetes; Ustilaginales; Ustilaginaceae
Product: putative short chain 3-hydroxyacyl-CoA dehydrogenase, mitochondrial precursor
Exons: 4
Coding region: 1-1035 (344 amino acids)
Biological process (GO): fatty acid beta-oxidation
Cellular component (GO): mitochondrion
Molecular function (GO): (3S)-3-hydroxyacyl-CoA dehydrogenase (NAD+) activity; NAD+ binding
Source: RefSeq, a predicted model, not a curated record